AAUGAUCCUCGAAGGCCCUUAGAUUUGCAUUCGGGGUUAACCAGUAGCACAUCUUCGCCUUUUGCGCUUCCAUGACCAGUGUAAAAGAUGGAGAAAUUUGAUCUUCACGAUGUCGUCCGAGUGUGCGAGACCUUACCUAAAAGCAGGAGAUUCUCCGCAGUAUCUGGUUCAGAGUUUAUCGAUAUCUGGAAUGACUUGACUGAAUAUCUGGAGUCAAUCUUGAUUAGUCAACGUUCUACCACGUUUCCAGGGUUCGGCUUCUUCCAUGUGAAGAGAUUGAAGAAAAAGACUGGUGAUAUGGAGAGGAUUUUGUGUCCUCUCUUUUUCCCAUCCCGAAUGUGGGGAAAAGUUCCUGGUUAUGAUGUGAAGAGGCACUCGUCUGCUCUUGAAGGUAUACCAGCGCCUGAGCUAUUUAACUUUUCAGGAGCUGCCAGCCGUUGCAAACGUAGUCGAGAAACAGUCGACCUUGCUAUGAAGGACCUUGUUCAUGCCCUGCUCCGCAUAUUGCGAAGAGGAUCUACCGUCAUUCUUCGCUUUAAGGGCAUCGGCAAAUUGCAUUUUCGUCAGGGAACUAUUCGAUUCAUAUUUUCCAUGGACUUCCUUUCCAACCUCAACGGUGCCGUGUCUUCUGAUAAGCUUCUGCUGCCUUUUGACGGAAAACGAGAUGAUCGGAAAGAACCAGCGUCUUGUUCCGACCCUCCGGCGAGCAACGCUAAGCAAAGGACGGACAUGGACGACCAAGAAGAUAAAGCGAGCCUUACAGACCCGCCGCUGAAAUUAAAGAAGCUUUCAGAGAGCCUACAUCAUGGAAACCCUCCUGGCCCCACGCUAACACGUCCUGAUUCCACUGCAUCGCAACGUACAAUAAAGGACGACCAGGGCUACCUUGCGGUGCCUGCUGGAGUAGACACAUGGGUAGGAGGAAAGAAUCCGCAGGUUAUCACAGUAGAGGGAGACAAUCGUCCUUUCAAUUUUUUGAUCCGUUCAGUAGGCACUCACACGCACGCCCAUUCCGGAGAUCGCCUUUGGAACGACGAAAACUGUCCUAUUUGCAGGCAUCGCAGUAUGCCGAUUGUUGAUCUCAGGGAGCAACGGGCAAGAAAAGAGAAAGAGCAAGAUCGUCUUAUGUUGCACCUAUCCCUGGACUUGGACAAAGAAUUUGUUCUUAAAUCGAGGGCCAACAAACAAGCAAAGCUGGAGACCACUAUGUCCACUGCGGAAUAUAACCGAGCGAAGGCGGCGGAAAAGGAGGUGAUUCGUAAAACAGAGCAGCACAAAUUACCGGUAGGAAACCUUUUUGAAGAUCGAGAGCUUGGACCCGAUGUGCUGGUGCACGGAAGGCUUAUUGCAGCCGGUCUACAAGAACAGAUCGCUGCAAACCAACUCAAAAAGGAGCAUGAAAGAGUGCAGAGGGACUACGAGAAUAAAGUUCUGAAUCAGCGGUUAUCGAAAGAAUUGUCCACGGCUGAGAUUGAGUCCCACAUUGAGAAAUUGAAGCGACGCCAGCAACAACAAGAUAUUCUCGCAGAACAAAUCAGAAGUCGCCAGCAGCUUCAACAGCAUUCUCCUGAGCCUGCGCUACCAAAUCCGUUUGCUCGAAGUGAGAAUUUAAUGUACCUGUAUCAGAAGGAGAAAGCGAAGCAGCUGUAUCAGGAGCAAUUGGCAAUUAUUAAACAGAGGAGAGAGUACGAAGCACGAGUUGCGGACAUGGAGCGUCAGCACUCGCUAGACAGGUUGACGAUGUCACGUCAUGAGUUGGAAAAAGAUCUUCGUAAUAUGAAAAAGGCAAAUUACGAGCAGCGAAAGUCACUGGAAGCGUAUUGGACAGAACAGCUUAGAUUCAAGAACAGAUUACAAUCCAAAGUGUAGACGUAGACCUAGGAGUAUUGUUAGUCGACUGAUGAUUGGACCGGGAUUCGCCGAGCAACCUGUGAAUAAGCUAG
Messenger RNA from Spizellomyces punctatus DAOM BR117, 1943 nucleotides. RefSeq lists its product as uncharacterized. NCBI's taxonomy places the organism in Eukaryota, Fungi, Chytridiomycota, Chytridiomycetes, Spizellomycetales, Spizellomycetaceae. The coding region runs from base 88 to 1869 and encodes 593 amino acids. The transcript is spliced from 12 exons. The record is from RefSeq and is a predicted model, not a curated record. Gene Ontology annotation, cellular component: centrosome.